Rattus norvegicus (Norway rat) is the source of this 3528-nucleotide messenger RNA. RefSeq names its product dual specificity phosphatase 22 (gene Dusp22). Gene Ontology annotation, biological process: negative regulation of T cell receptor signaling pathway; negative regulation of cell adhesion; signal transduction. The record is from RefSeq and is a predicted model, not a curated record. Gene Ontology annotation, molecular function: protein tyrosine/serine/threonine phosphatase activity; hydrolase activity; protein tyrosine kinase binding. Gene Ontology annotation, cellular component: cytoplasm. NCBI's taxonomy places the organism in Eukaryota, Metazoa, Chordata, Mammalia, Rodentia, Muridae.
GGCUAUUUUAUGUAAAGUCUGGAUACCAGCGCUUAGGAGCCCUGCCUGUGUCCAUGUGGUCAAGUUAGAGGUGCAGGUGAGGCUGGGGGACACUCUAAAGGUAGGACUAAGGCUGAAAAUACAGGAAAGCCAGUCUUGGAAGUUCUAAGUGCCUGGGUACAGAACCUACUUACAUCUAUGCUGAAAGCUGUGUGUGAAGACUGGCUCCUAGGAGGAUCUAGUAAUGGCAAGGAGUAGGAUUGGGACAGAAACUUGUCUUUCCACACAGUCUGCCCCUUGUUAUGCUGUUGAAAUGUCAUAAAGGUCCUCAGCUGUAAGCUGUGACAUCCAAAUAGAGCACUUUAGUAGAACAGGACAAAUGGCCGGAAGGCUGGGGGACAAAGCUCAAGAGUUACCUUACCUGGAGCAGACUCCACAAGGAGUCAGUCGAGAGAAUUUCCAUUGGGAAUCCAAGGUGGCAAUAGCAGGGCCGAAGUGCUUGUGUUCCGCCAGCCCACUGUCUGUGUUACCCAGGGAUAUGCUGAGCGGCUUCUGAAUUAUUGUCCAUGCUGAGAUCACAUGCUCAUACUAGAGCUGUAAAGUCCCAUGGGAGCUGGUAUCUGGCCCCUUGCGGCCUAUGCAGGAAGAGUCGAGCUCUUUAGAACUCCAGAGGAAGAUCCUGCCGGGCCUGUACAUUGGCAACUUCAAAGAUGCAAGAGAUGCAGAACAAUUGAGCAGGAACAAGGUGACACACAUUCUUUCUGUGCACGACACUGCCAGGCCCAUGCUGGAGGGAGUUAAAUACCUGUGUAUUCCAGCAGCAGACUCACCGUCUCAAAACCUGACAAGACAUUUCAAAGAAAGUAUUAAAUUCAUUCAUGAGUGCCGACUCCAGGGUGAGGGCUGUCUUGUACAUUGCCUGGCUGGGGUCUCCAGGAGUGUGACACUGGUGAUCGCAUACAUCAUGACUGUCACCGACUUUGGCUGGGAAGAGGCCUUACACACCGUUCGUGCAGGGAGGUCCUGUGCCAACCCCAACCUGGGCUUCCAAAGGCAGCUGCAGGAGUUUGAGAAACACGAAGUGCGGCAGUAUCGGCAAUGGCUGAGAGAAGAAUAUGGAGAGAACCCCUUGCGGGAUGCAGAAGAAGCCAAAAGCAUUCUGGGUAAAUAUAAAGAGCAAGGGCGCAUGGAGCCCCGGCCUAGCAGCAGGCGGUGGAGCAGCCUUUCAGCCCUGCCUGCUCUCACCUACAAUAACUACACAACAGAGACCUAACACAGAGAGCCUGUGUCUGCCUCCUGCUGCAGGGCUUCUGGGUUGCCUACCCUGUGCUGGUGUGCCUGGUGUGCUGGCUCCCGCCUCUGAGGACUACAAGAGGAGGUCGCAGCGAGGUGGAGCACUCGGGGCUCCUCCCCAGGACCCUGCCCCACUCAGGCCUUUUCAGUCUCCCGCCUUGGCCCACUCUUUUCCUCACCUGAACUUGCCCAGCCUGGGAUGCUACCCAGCCACUGUGUAUUUCUCAUAUGUGUGUAAGAGCAUGUGUGUGUGUGUAAGAGUGUGCAUAUAUACCUACCAAUGUAUGCAAUGUGAACCAGUAUACAUGUAAAUGUGUCUCUGCAUGUGGGAACUGAGUGUUUAUGGUGCUGAAAGUUAUAAGCCCCUGCUGCUAGAACUGUGAUGGGCAUAUUGUUCAAUCCGCAUGGAAGUCAUUUGAACUUGGCCCCUGAAAAGCUACUCACCAAGUAAUAGCCCAUCCCUGUGGUGAGUGAGAGCUCAGGGUGUGAGCAGCUGGAAACAGUGGUGUUCCAGAUCCUGGUGGUAUAGAGGAAGGAACAGGACCCCCCCCCCCCAGAGGAAGGGUGGCAUAAUCCCAGAAAGUUUUAUGUGUAUAGGAACAAGGGAGGUGCUGGUGAGCAUUGUCUUAGACUUGAUAAGUACAUCAGACCUCAGCCUCCCUGCUGGCUCAAGUCAUGCUCCACUCAUCAUGUCCCUGAGUUCCACUUGGUGCCUGCUGUGUGUGGGUCCAGCAUCAUUUGACUUCCAUGGUGAUCCGGUAUGGUGACAUGGAGGACCUGAGACACAGUAACCCUAUACCAGAGGUCUGGCCCACCUUCUGUCUGCUUUUACAUACUCAAACCUCUGGCCAGCCUCUUGCUGCAGGGGUCUCAUCUCAGGUCUGCAUGUACCUGGAGGAACUGGAAAGAAAGAACAAUCAUUAAACACCAUAGCAGUUUGUGAUUUAAAAUGCCUAAGCCUUCACGGAGCUCAUUGUUGUAUGCUGUGGACUCGACCUUUGACUCAGCUACCUCAUGAGGUUCCUUCCUUCCGUCCUUCCUUUCUUCCUUCCCUCCUUCUUCCAUCCAUCCAUCUAUCCUUCUCUCCUUCCUUCCUUCCUUCUUUAAGGUUGGGGUUUCUUUGGUACCCCAAUCAACCCUGCUUCAUAGUUGAGAAUCUUUGUCAUGUGGCUUUUGUUUUUGAAACCAAAGAGAAGAGCAUACUUAUGUCAUUGAGCAAUUUAAUAUUUGCCGUUUGGCUUCCAUAAGGUUUUCUAGUGGGUCAAUCCCCACAUUCUGGCCAUGGGAGCUCCUUAGCUCGAAGUUUGUGGCAGCAGGCACCCCAAGAAGCUCUGCACAGUCUGGGGUCCAGUUCUUUAUGCCAAUUCACAUGUCUUCAGCAUGCAGAACCAUGCAAAUGAAAAAUACACUCACCCUCUCCCUAAAGACACUGCACCCAGGUCUCUCUGAACUGUAAGAAGACUCUGAGUAAGAAGCAGCAGUCUUCCUGUGUGUAUGGAGCCUUUUGGGGCCAGGGAAGUGAGGUUGAACUCUCCAUGUGUGCAGUCCCUGCAUAGGUAGUGAGAAAAGGAAAGAUGUCCAAUAACUCGGCAUCGUUAGCUAAACUGAAUUACCGUAAGCCAAGGAAUAGCAUAGGGAGUGAAGCUUGAAUGUGGUGCCCGUGUGAACAGCGACAUAUGUUUCCGUAGGUUCUCCACUGUCUUAGUUUUUGUUGCCAGUGAUGUUCUUUCUCCACAGCUGCCCCGGGAAUUCUGAAGUACUGGGCCUUUCUCAGAAGACUGUAAUGUACCUGAAGUUUCUGAAAUAUUACAAAGCUCAGGCUGGUGCUGCCAAAAAGAAAAGUCACGUAGAGUUUAUUUUUAAGAAUGCAAUGGUGAUUUGUAUACUUGUUUAUUUUUCAUUUUAAACGGAAUGCAUGUAUAAUCAUGUUGGAAUAUGUUAAGAACUAUGGAGCUUCUGUAGCAAGAGAAAGUAUCUUUGCCUUAACUCCACUGCUGUGGUUGUUCCUUCCACCUGACCAAGGCUCAAACAAUAAUCUCAAGAGCUCUGUCUGUUUCCAAAUAUUACCUGCUUCUCAUGACGAUACCCAAGAAGGAAGCCUGCACCUGGGAAAUGUGCAGCGUGAACUCUGCCCUCCAGUUAAGUUCUCCAGCUCCAGACAUGUCUCUUGGUGUGUGUUUUACCCACUGUUGUUAUUCUAUACGGUAGAAUUACCAAACGCUAUUCAGAUUUCUUAAUAAAGGGCAAGUUAACCAA